This is a messenger RNA of Biomphalaria glabrata, 2877 nucleotides long. RefSeq lists its product as uncharacterized. Bases 118 to 2427 code for a protein of 769 amino acids. NCBI's taxonomy places the organism in Eukaryota, Metazoa, Mollusca, Gastropoda, Planorbidae. The transcript is spliced from 3 exons. The record is from RefSeq and is a predicted model, not a curated record.
GUAGCCUCCCUUGUGUAAGAAACAGACCAGUUGUGUGUAUCACCUCUAGUUGUGUUACAAAAAGUGUGUACACUGAACAUUUUAUUCUUCAUUCUGAGUGUAGUCUCUCAAAACACCAUGGACAAGCAAGAUGAAGGAAAGGUCAAGGCCAUUGAGCAGGAUGUCUCUCAACACCAAGACAGUAAUCAACUUGAGCAACUUGCAUAUGACAACCCUUUGUACUCUGAAGUAAUGGAAAAGACUGAGAAAACAAUUACUCAACUCGAGCACAGAACUAAGAUUAGAACUGAGAACUUUGCUAAAGAUGACAUUACUGAGCCAAGUCAAACCCAACAUAAAGCUAAAAACGUUCCAUCUUCUACACAACCAGCUCAUGACACUGAAAAUGAACAAAGUGGCAGCACUAAACCAGAUAGUAUUGAAGAUGAUGGUAAUAUAAGAGAGGAGACUCGCCCUCACCCUGAGCAAGAAAAGCCUAUAGAAUAUGAAAAAUAUGGUGCAAGGCCUAAAGUAUACUCACAGGUAAAAAAUCCUAGCCAACCAAAUCCAAAGGAUAGCACAAAAAGAGCUCAACAAAAUGAUGCCCUUCCAUCUACAGCUCCACAAACUAGAACCCAAAGAGCUGCCUUAUCUCGCAUUGCACCAGAGGUAGUGCUAGAAACUAGAACCCAGAGAGCUGCCCCAUCUCGCAUUGAACCAGAGGUAGUGCUACAAACAAAACCUAAACCUUCCAAAAAGAAAAAGACCAAAGCCAAAUAUCUAUUCCCUUACAUGUCUUUGCCACCAAUAUCUGGAGGAUCCCCUCCCAAUGUUACUGGAAAGGAUAAAAAGCGUGUCAAAAAAUUAAGUGAAAGUGAAGAUAAACCAAAAGUUGGCACUAAAAAGUCGGUUGAAAAAAAUCCUUUUAAAAGUUUAAAUGUUGAUAAUUCAGAAACUGACUCAACAGUGUGUGAAGAGACCACUUCACCCACAUUUUUGUCUAGAAUCUUCAAUCGUAAUAGGUCUCAAUUCUCAACUACUAAGCACAAAAAGAAAGAUAAAGUGAAAAAAGGAAGCAGUUUGACCACAGCAGAUUCAACCAGAGAUACAACUACUGCAUCCAUUGAAACUCAGUAUCAACAAACAGAGCAUUCAGGAUUAUUACAAUUCUUCAGAAACACUUUGACCACAGUUUUUAGACAUAAGCCAGAAUUUAACACAGCCUGUGAUAGAAGGGGUUAUGUAAAUGAAGAGUUAAGACAUUUUGAAAUAAAUCCUGUUGGUUUAGCUAGUGGUAUCAGAAGACGUCUGCUGGUUGAGACUUUGUGGAAAAUUAUUGCUCCUCUGGACAUUGAAGUUAGUAUAGAGUCAGAGCGUGACUUCAGAGAUCACAUGACUGAGUGCCCAAACAUAAAAAAGCAUAACGUAAGCAUGUUGAUACAGAGCUUCACACUGAAAGAACUGCCAAGGCGUUACAAGGUAGAACAAUUUAUAGAGUUUUUAAAACGAUUUUCUGAUACAGUUGCACAAGUGAUAACUACUGAAGUUAGUGUAGACAGGGAAGAGGGAAAUCCAAUGUCUGCUCUUGUGGGUGAGCAUUUUCUACGUGCUGGCAGUGGUUACAUCAUGGACAGAAAAAUAUCACUUUUUCCCAAUUUAUCCAAAGGACCAUGUCCAUGCCCUGAAUGUAAAAACUCAGGAAGAGGUAAAGAAACCUGGGCACUUUUCGAACUGAGUACAAGCAAGACAUUUAUACAUGAUGAUUAUGAAGCUGAAAGAGCAGUCAUCAAACUCUUCUACAAUGGCAUAGACUGCCAUGUUAGUCUUCUUUAUGGCUUGGGCCUUUCUGCUCAUCAGAUUCCUGGUGACAGUACUAUCAUCAAUUGUUGUACACAUGAUGAGCAUGCCAUCUCUGUGCUUCAAAAAAUUCUUCCUGGUCAACAAAAGAUGUAUGAAUCAAUGCAGACUAUAUUUCAAUAUGAAGAAUCCCUCCUAGUGAUGAUAUCCCAGCCUCAUGGGUUAGAGAAAAAGAUUGCCAUCACCCAAACAAUAGAAAAGAUAGCUGUUCAGGGGAAAGACAAUGAUAUCUCUCUGUCUAGAUACACUUACAAGAUACCAACUUGUAGAGGUACAUGUGGUGCACCUAUUUUAAUUUUUGGUCAGACUGCCAACAUUAUCAAGGGUAUACAUAACCAUAUGGAUUCUACUUUUGGGCAUCAAGUAGGUCAUAGUGUAGCUGCACGUGAAUUAGACAAAAACAUGAAGUUGAUGAGCAAAGUUGACAAAAGGCUUAGACAAAAGACAAAUGAUCAGAAGCCAGUCAAUGUUGAUUAUCAAAGUCCUACUGGUAGCCAGAGUGAAACUACUGCCCAGCACGGUACUACAAGUGGCCAUGGUGAAACUGAUGACUGGGAGGGUACUACAGAAAGUACUAAGAAAAUGUUGUAAAUAUACACUGCCAUUACAUAGGAAUAUGAAGACCAGAUACAAAAUGACUAAAGUUUAAAUAAUACAAAACUUGUAGUAUAAAACACCCAAGAGGGAAUUAACUAUGUAGAUCUGCACACAUGUUAAGGUACUGAUAAAGUGAAAUUGUAACGUAUUGUGUUCGAGAGGUUUUUUCAACUGCAAAAAUAGAAUCAGAAACUAUAUGAAACAAUUUAAUGAGAAGGAAUGGUUGCAAGGUUACACUACUGAGAUUUAAGUAUUCAGAUUAUAUUGAUGGAAUUUUGAUGUUAAUUUUUACUAUUGUUAAACUGCAACAGCUAUUAUUUUAACAUUUGUAAUUAAUUCUGCUGUUUUAUUGUAACAACUUUUAACUAUGAUUUUGUAAAAUGCUCUUAUAAAGAUUUAAUUUUAGAACUUUUUGUUUAAUGUUUAAAGUUAUGCCAUAAGUUU